GGGGAUGUAACCGGAUGAGAACCCUCUUGACUCCUGCGUGUCUCUGACGCAUCCUGCCAGGAGCGGAAGUGUCUGGGAUUCUGCUCGAGCUACAAAACAGUCGUUUGUGGGGGGGAAAAGGAGGACGGAGCGAACAGCGUCUGCAUCCCUUCACACACACUCACACCAUCAUCAUCAUCAUCAUCAUCAUCAUUCCACUCAGCCGGCCUCCGUUCAUGUCGAUGCAUCGGCACGGGACAUGCUCCACCAGGUCUGCGCAGUCGACGUGAACGCCUGCCUGGACACGGGAGAGGAUUAAGUUACUGCUGCUGGCGACGGAUUAUUGUAUUGGCCUCCUCCCGUCACGCCCGAGUCUCUGGCGAUCUCUUUUCCCCAAUAAAGAGAGAGGGGCUGCUCCGAAGCCAGUGUCUCCCCGUGGAAUGAACUACGUCCUUUGUUACACCCGAAUGACGGAACCGCGUCUUUGUAUUGUGCGCUGAUGGCAAUAAUAUCAGAUGGUCAAAACCCCCCCCCAAAAAAAGAAGCGAUGUCUUUCCGACGAGGUGUCGUCAGGCAGAGCAAGUUCCGCCAUGUUUUCGCUCAGGCGUGGAAGGCCGAGCACUGCAUCGACGACGUCAGGGUGUCCCGCGUGACGUGGGACACGUCCCUCUGCGCGGUCAACCCCAAAUUCAUCGCCGUGAUCAUCGAAUCGGGCGGAGGGGGAGCCUUCCUCGUCGUUCCGAUCAACAAGAGCGGCAGAAUUGAUCAGUCCUGUCCGACGGUGUGCGGCCACGCGGCGCCGGUGCUGGACAUCCAGUGGUCGCCCCACGAUGACAAUAUCAUCGCAAGUGCCUCCGAGGACUGCACAGUAAAGGUGUGGCAGAUCCCAGACGGGGGCUUGACAAGCCCAAUGACUGAGGCCAUUGUGACCCUUGAGGGUCACAGUAAAAGAGUGGGCAUCCUGGCUUGGCACCCGACUGCUUUCAACAUCCUCCUCACUGCAGGCUGUGAUAACGUCAUUUGUGUGUGGAACGUGGGGACGGGGGAGCUCGUGUACCAGCUGAGCGACGCCCAUCCAGACCUGAUCUACAGCGUCAGCUGGAAUAAGGAUGGCAGCGCUGUCUGCACCGUCUGCAAAGACAAGGCCCUGCGCGUCAUUGACCCACGAAGAAACGUCGUCCUCAAGGUCAAAGAGAAGGUCCACGACGGUACCAGGCCUAUGAGAGCCGUGUUCCUCUCGGAUGGGAAGAUCCUGACCACCGGCUUCAGCCGUAUGAGUGAGAGACAGCUGGCAUUAUGGGAUAUGAAAGAUCUCUCAGAGCCAAUGGCUGUACAAGAAAUGGACACAAGUAAUGGAGUUCUUCUGCCCUUCUAUGACCCUGACACCAACAUGGUCUACCUGUGCGGAAAGGGAGACUGCACCAUCCGGUAUUUUGAGGUGACCGAUGAAUCCCCGUACGUUCACUUCCUCAGCUUAUUCAGCAGCAAGGAGCCGCAGAGAGGGGCGGGCUUCCUUAGUAAAAGAGGUGUGGACGUCAACAAGUGUGAAAUUGCCAGAUUCUACAAACUGCAUGAAAGGAAAGUGGAACCCAUCUCUAUGACUGUACCACGGAAGUCAGAUUUGUUCCAGGGAGACCUUUACCCGGACACCGCCAGCAUGGAGCCGGCUCUCCUGGCUGACGAAUGGAUCGCCGGGCAGGAUGCACCGCCGCUGUUGGUCUCCCUGAGUGGCGGGUACACGACCCAUCCAUCCAAGCACAGAGACAUCCUCAGGAGCAAGCCCAAGCUCGCCUCACAGGACUCUGGUACUGGGGCUACCCCGCCUUCAACAGGCCAUGUGGCGGCUCCCACGGCGACACCCGCCUGUGCCACCAAGGAGACGGAAGAAGAGGCGCCACAGCCGCGAGUAGCCAUGAGAGACACGGAUGGAAAUAGUGAGAGGCCGAAGAGAGAGGACGACCUGUUGAACGAGUUGCUGGCAGAAAUGAAGGCUCUGCGCGCCGUCGUGCUCGCCCAGAGCCAGCGAAUCGAGUUGCUGGAGAGGCAGCUGGCUCGGAUCGAAGACGGGGACGUAUGAGGAAGCAGGAGAUUCACUACAUUCAGAGGGCACUCCUACUAAAUCCGUAGUCCAUAGCCUUACUCGGAUCAACUAUACCUUGAGCUGUGUCAGUGAGAGAAUGUAGUGUACAGUAGCAAUUAGCCGUAAAUCACACAGGCUUACAACACAGAGUCGACUAUUGUAAUGAAAACCAGACCACAAUUUGUUUCUGUGAUCGUUUUGCAGAUUGUGUUUGAGAGCAGGGUGUCAUCUGCAUAGAGUGAAAUCCCACAGUGAGACAAUGUUUGGUUUUAUGAGGGAGUGUAGUAGCAGCUGUUUGGUGGUGCAUAUAGUGCGGCUUUGAACUUUGCAAAUUCCAUGAGUUAAUUUUGAUGGGCCUUGAAGGAGGUUACAGUGGCACCAUUGCCUCAAAUUAUUUAAUGCACAAGCUAGGAACAAGCAUUUUAUUAAAACGUAUGAAGGUUCACAUUCUUUAGCAAAUGAAGUACCUCUAAUAGGAUUUUUCUUUUCUUUCUUUUCUCUGAAGCACUCACAGUUGUAAGCAUUAGGGCUAUUUGAUCAGGUAGUUGAAGCUGCUAUACAGUGAUGUCAUAUCAGCCCCUCAAUUGUUAACUCAUCUUGUGACUUUGUGCUUUGUUUUACUAUUUCCUUGUAGGACACUGUGUGUGAGGUUGACGGUAGGAAAGUCUUCUGGUGAACAAAUCGCGACCUUGACGGAGAGAUUUGUGUGAAUGAUAGCUGAUGAGAGUGUCGCUCAAUAUUUGUGUGUCUUGUGAUUCUGUGUAGUCUUUGCAGUCGAUGAAAAAGGGUAACAUGUGAUUUUGUUACCUCAUGAUGUCAGGAUUUCUGUAACAUCACGAGGCAAGCUGUCGGUCCACAUCAUCAUUCAGAUAUAAAUACACAGUUAUACUUGCCUCUUUACCUUUCUUUUGACAUGGCUUACAUUUCUGUCAGUCAUCACCUCUCCUGAGAAUUUUUUUCAGAGCUGCCGGCUAAAACGAAAGAUGCCCACCAGACAGGGGGCCUACUUCUUAUUAUAUGCAGAUAUAACACUAACACUUGUUUUCAGUCAUCAUCAGGUGUUUGCGGCCAUAAUAAAGAGGAAGUUCAUGGGAACAUGCAUUUUCUACAGUUUGCAUUUGUGAUGGUAUAAAAAAAAAUAUAUAUAUAUUUUUUGUUUUGUUUUGUGUUUUUUGCCAUUACAAUUUUGAGGCACUAAUGUAUUCCCUGUCCAUCAGUCAACUAUAGUGCAACAAUGGUACAUUCCACAUCGUCAUUUUCCCUUUAUUACUACAAUUUUUAAUUUAUAUUUCUUUCUGCACUAACUUCUUAACACUAAUUGUAAAACCGGUAGCAUUUUAAACGAGACUGCAUUGUGAAAGCUCAAUAAAUAUCCAUUCCUCCUUUG
Scophthalmus maximus (turbot) is the source of this 3446-nucleotide messenger RNA. It is a transcript of the gene coro1b, whose product is annotated as coronin, actin binding protein, 1B. The record is from RefSeq and is a predicted model, not a curated record. Gene Ontology annotation, molecular function: actin filament binding. Bases 479 to 2056 code for a protein of 525 amino acids. The transcript has 13 exons. NCBI's taxonomy places the organism in Eukaryota, Metazoa, Chordata, Actinopteri, Pleuronectiformes, Scophthalmidae. Gene Ontology annotation, biological process: cell migration; actin filament organization.